Messenger RNA from Paramecium sonneborni, 2164 nucleotides. Lineage: Eukaryota; Ciliophora; Oligohymenophorea; Peniculida; Parameciidae. The record is from the annotation of a GenBank genome assembly.
AAUGUUAUAAGAUGAGAUCAUGAAGCCUUCUUUUAGGUUAUCUGACUUAUUCAAAUUUGAAGACUAAAAUCUCUAUAUAGACUCACCAACCAAGAGAAAAUCUUUAGCUCCUCCUAAACCACUCUAAAAAUACAUAUUUGAUAUUACUAAUGGAGCUUUUUAAUUCACUAUUACAGAAUUUACAUAAAGCAUUAAAAAAGAAAGAGUACCUAUUUAAAAAAAUCUUCUCAAAAAAAUUAAUCAAUAUGUAGAAAAUGAAUGCUAACAACUGCAAAAUCAACAAGUAGAAAAAAGAAUUUAAUUGAAAAUAAUUGAAGAUCUUAAUUUAUUAGUUUUUGCAUUAUGUCACAUUUCUAAACCAAUUGUUGAUUUCUUAGAAAAUCAUUUCAUUGAUUAUGCUGAAGAAUUGUAAAUUACUAUUUGGGAAGUUAAUCUCUAACUAUUUUAACCUAAAAUUGUAGAACUCAUCAAGAAAUAUAUAGCUUCAAGUAUGAAUGUUGUUUCUGGUAAUUUGUAUUCUCAAUUACUUGAACUAUCCCAUUAAUUAUUAUGCAACUUAUCAUAUGAAGUUAGUGAUCAAAUUUGCUUAAUUUUAGAGGAAUGUCGAGGUUAUAUAGAGCCAUUUAUUGCUAAAUUUCGAGAAAGAGUAAUAUUUUUUAAUAAUAUAGAAUAUCCCAUAAAUAUUAUUAAAUAAAUACACUAUAUUAGCAUUAUUUUAAGAAUUAAGUUAAAGUUGCUAUUAGACAAUCUAAGAUCUCUUAGAAUUUACACUUUUUCAUUAUGCUGAACCUGAUGUAGUUGAAAAAUUUAUGAAAUAUGCUAUAGAAAAUUAUGACACAUUAAUACUGAAAAACAAAAUUUUAUCUAAUUAAACUUUAUAGAAUGAAAAUAUUAAUAAAGAAACAGUUGAAUAGGUGUUAGAUUCUCUUUAAUAAUGUAUCACAAAUAAAAGUAAGUCAAUUGCUGUGUAUAAAAUAUAAUGUAGAUAAAAACUGUAAAAGUAACAAAGUGAAGAUGAUGAAGAUUAAUGUACUUUAUCGACAGAUAUUAAAUCUUUUAAAAUUUAAUAGGAAACAAGAUAAUAUUUGAAUGGAUUAUACUUAGAGAGUGAGGAUCCUUAAUCAAAAUUUAUAAUUUAUGUAGUGAAUGAUAAAUUUAAAGUGAUUUAUGCUCCUUUAGUUAGUAAAAGAUGGGCAUUUUAGAAAGUAAGUUGAUUGAUUAAUAAUAUUAAGACAUUUGUGAUAGAUUAAUAAGAUAAGGAUGGAUUCUUUAGAAAAGAUUCUAAAAGAAAAUCAGGUUGGGGAGUAUACCCAGUAAAAUUUAAAUCAAUGAAAGAAAUGAUUGAGUCUAAUUGGGUUAAUGAAUAAUUGGGUUUAAUGAUAUUAAAUAAAUACUAAGAGGAUGUGUACUAAUUAAGAAGAAAGGUUGAAGGAGAAAUGGAUACAAUGUUUGGAUCAUUUUUAGCAAAUGUUAGUAAAAAUAAGUAUUAGAAAAUUUUAUUAAUAGAGAAUUUUUAUAUAAUUUUGGUGAAAAUGCAGUGAAUAAUGGAUGUAUGUAAUAAUUGGUAGUUUACAUGCCUUUAUUAAAAGAUUUUUUGAAUUUAGGAGGAUUUGGAGCUUAAGCAUUACUGACAAGUUAAGAAAUAUAUACUCCUUAAAGGACAUUUACUUCAACAUUAGCAAUAUCAACAUCUUUAGUAUCAGGAGCAAUAAUUGGAUAAGCGUUAAUACCAAUACCAUUAGUAGGAGGAAUAGUAGGAGGAAUUAUAGGAGGAUAUUUAGGGAAUAAGGGAAUGACAAAUUAUACAAAGAGUAGAAAUGAGAAAAAGGCAUAAGAAAUGGUAUAAAAAUUAUAACAAAAUUAAUAAUAAGAUGGACAUUGGGAAUGUAAUAAAAUCAAUUUGGAGAUUAUGGUUAUAAAUUUUAAAAUAUUAAAUGAUCAUAUGCCAAAGAUUUUAAGUGAUGAUAAUGACAAAUAGACAAAAUGGUUGAAUUUAGUGAUAUUUGGAGUAGUGGGUUUGUUCUUUAAUUCGAAUGAAAUGGCGGGAGAGUGGCAAGAAUGUUUAGAAUGUCUACUAAAAUAUAUACAAAUAGAGAAAAUAUAAUUGGCAGAUACUCUUGAAAAUUUAAAAUAGAUAGUUGAAGUCAUAGUAAAAAAUCUUUGA